Messenger RNA from Saxophila tyrrhenica, 1593 nucleotides. RefSeq lists its product as uncharacterized. NCBI's taxonomy places the organism in Eukaryota, Fungi, Ascomycota, Dothideomycetes, Mycosphaerellales, Extremaceae. Gene Ontology annotation, biological process: transmembrane transport. The coding region runs from base 1 to 1593 and encodes 530 amino acids. The transcript has 7 exons. Gene Ontology annotation, cellular component: membrane. The record is from RefSeq and is a predicted model, not a curated record. Gene Ontology annotation, molecular function: transmembrane transporter activity.
AUGUCUUUCCAGGACGCUGCAGCUGCUUCGUUCCAGGAGAAGCAGCCAACAGAGAAUGGAGACGUUCUGUCGCCUGAUGCCCUCAAGCAAGCGGCGGACAAGAGAACCUCUGUGGUCUCGAAGGAAGGAACGAUCGUCAAUGCCUCCGGCCAUCGAGACCAGCUUCAACGACAGUAUGGUCUGUGGUCCAUCUGUGGAUUAGCUCUCACCAUUGACAAUGCUUGGGUGGCAUUCGGGGGUAGUUUGGCAGUCGCAGUCUUGAACGGAGGUCCACCUGGAAUUUUAUAUGAGUUCAUCACCGCCUGCGUUUACUACGCCUUCGUGGGCGCAAGCAUUGCUGAGCUCGCCUCGUCGGUGCCUUCAUCUGGAGGCGUAUAUCACUGGGCAUCCAUCACUCCUGGCCCGCGAUACGGAAGAGUCAUCGGGUUCUUCUGCGGAUCGCUCAACUUCUUUGGCUGGAUAUUCGACCUCGCCUCUAUUGUCUCGAUCCCGGCGAACAUACUCGUGCAGAUGUAUGCUGUCUUUCACCCGGGGUUCGCCAUUGAGCCAUGGCAUCAGUAUGUGGCCUUCGUGCUGGUUACCUGGUUGUGUACCGCGUUCGUUAUUUUCUGCAACCGAUUGAUCCCACACCUGCAGCACGCUGGAUUGUUCCUGAUUGUGGUUGGCGGUCUGGUGACGAUCAUCGUCGUUGCUGCGAUGCCGGAGCAGCAUGCCACGAACGCCUUCGUCUGGAAGGACUUCGAGAAUCAAACGGGAUGGUCGAAUGGCGUCGCCUUCCUGACCGGAGUUCUCAACGGCGCCUUUACUAUUGGUACGCCGGACGCAGUGACGCACUUAGCAGAAGAGCUACCCAGACCUUCCGUCGACCUACCCAAAGCUGUGUUCGCCCAGGUUGGACUCGGAUUCAUCACGGCCUUCCUCUAUGCCAUUGCCAUCCUCUACGGUAUCAGCGAUCUAAAAGAGGUGACUAAUAGUGAUGGAUCUUUCCCAUUGGCGACCGUCUACAUGCAGGCGACGCAGAGCCAAGGAGCGACAUUCGGACUCCUCUUCAUCCUCUUCCUGUCCGUCAUCAUCUGUGCAAUUGGAACAAUAUUGAUGGUUGGGCGGCUCUGGUGGGUCCUGGCUCGAGACAACGCGACGCCCUUCUCUGGAUUUUUCUCGCAGGUCAACGAGAAACUCUCCUGCCCCGUGCCUUCGACGAUACUAUGCGCUACCCUGUGCACCGCCUUUGGCGCAAUUCAGCUCGGCAGUGCAACGGCAUUCACCGAUCUAGUGGGCAGCUUCAUCAUCCUGACCACCAUGAGCUAUUUCCUGGCGUUCUUCCCCCACCUACUCACAAACCGCCAGAACGUCCCGGCUGGACCAUUCUGGAUGGGGAAGUACGGCUACGCUGUAAAUGCGAUCGCCUGCACGCUGAUCCUCUUUUUCAACGUCUUCUUCUGCUUUCCAUACGCCUAUCCGGUGGAGCCACUGGGAGUUAUGAACUGGAACAGUGUGAUCUUGGUGGGAGUUGUUGUUCUGACUGUCGUCUGGUGGUUUGUUCAUGGGCUUCGAAAAUAUCCUGGACCCAAAGCGGCGAGCCUCUAUGUAUGA